Messenger RNA from Aspergillus tubingensis, 1176 nucleotides. RefSeq lists its product as uncharacterized. NCBI's taxonomy places the organism in Eukaryota, Fungi, Ascomycota, Eurotiomycetes, Eurotiales, Aspergillaceae. The record is from RefSeq and is a predicted model, not a curated record. The coding region runs from base 1 to 1176 and encodes 391 amino acids. The transcript is spliced from 2 exons.
AUGGACCCCCUAAGCAAGCUUCCAUACGAGCUCCUCUCCCUAAUCAUCGACUACACAGCAGACUGGAUCACGCUCGAAAGCCUCAUUCAUUUCUCCCCACCACUACACGACCUCUUCACCACCUCAGCAGCCCCCAGCACCUCACCAAAGAAACAAUCACGAAGAUCAGCACGAACAUCAUCCAAAGCCCACCGCGAAGCCAUACGCAUUGUCAAAUGCACCCUCAAAAACAACCCCAUCAUGUCCGUCCAACUCCGUCGGCACUUCCACAUAAUCACCAAACUACGUCAAUUUUCCUCACAACCAGCUGUCAGACGCACCAUCUGUUAUACUACACUCCUAUUAGAAGAUGAUGAUUCCUCCCUCUCCUUCGAUUUCCCAUCAGCCCACACAACCCUCCUCGAAAUGAUCACCCUCGCAGCCAACAUCCAGCGUCUAGCAUGCGCAUGUCUAUCCACCCUCCUAACCCGGCUUCGGAGCGUUCAUCCGCACCGCUGGACCAAAGAAGACCUAUAUUCGAAGACAUGUGCAUCCACAGAGACAGAAACGGGACCGUACAAGCUACACGACGUGGGACCUCCCUCAUGGCUCGAAGAGUAUCGCAUCUACCGUACGUUAUGGUUUCUACAGCUGAGAUAUGAAAUGUUAUGUGUUGGCAAGAAGCUGAGAUUGUUCACUGAUACUCGACUUCGGAGAAUGCAGGAUGACUAUACGGACGUAAUUACUGAAGAUGAGGCGAAGUUCAGGUGGAUGAACUUCAAUGAGCUCGAGAUAAGAACUGUUAUACAGACCUUGUUCUACAGCCGCGAGCUCAAUGUCGACCAUCUACAAGAGCCUUGGGCAAAAUUCGCAAGUUACACAGGAAAGCCACGCAAACUCCACUACCACUACCCCCCAAUUCAUGCUUCGAGAUCUGGUCCCCACCCUACCGACGACAACCACCACCACCCUCCCACCCGCCCCGACAACUGCACAAGCAGCACCGAGUGGCUUACUCCAAGCCGCUAUAGCAUGAUCAGAUUUGUCGGAGAAGAAGAACAGCGAAUCCGCGAGGACAACAACAGCAAGUCAAAGUCCACGUCCCCGCGCAGUUCCCAGCAGGACCUAUCAGAGUCCUGGCACGCACUUGGCAUGGCGAUAUGGGAUCGCUGGCGGAUGGGCUGGGACUGGCCCUGA